Messenger RNA from Saprolegnia parasitica CBS 223.65, 995 nucleotides. RefSeq lists its product as hypothetical. Bases 22 to 966 code for a protein of 314 amino acids. The record is from RefSeq and is a predicted model, not a curated record. The transcript has a single exon. NCBI's taxonomy places the organism in Eukaryota, Oomycota, Saprolegniomycetes, Saprolegniales, Saprolegniaceae.
GUCGAGACACCAAGGGAAAGCAUGGUGACACCCUUCCACGUCAUGCAGGGUCGACUCACGUCGCGAAGGAUCGAGAAGGCAGUCGACAUCUUCCGCGAGCGCCCCGACGACUGCACACUCGGCCCUCUCCUCAUUGGCACUGCGAUCCCGCUCCAGGCAUGGCUCCAGAGCUUGCUUCGACACGACUUCAAGUUUGUCUGCUUCUCCGAGGUCUUUCGCGGGCCUUUUCAAGCGCCAUCGACCAUCGCAGACGUGUACAUUGACAAGGUCGUGGGCAAUACGGUCCACAACGUCGUAGUCGCCGACAUCAUUGGGCAGAUCCGCAACUACGCCAUCGAUACGGGCAGAAUCGUGAUGGCGGGCGCUGGCACCUGCAUCAUCCCCGGGCUGCACGGCGACGAUCGCCAAACGCACCGCAUCCCGGACGCACAGCUCGCCCCGACGCGACUCGUGCCGGCCGAUGGCAACGGCCUUUGCGUGCCGCGGCUUGUCGUCCAAGUUGACCAGCACCACGUGGGCCUUGCCGCCGCGAUGCAGCGCGCAGCCGAGUACUUUCAUCUGCCCCAACUCCGGACCGUGCUCAUGCUCUGCAUCGGCGAGCGCAGUGUCGAGACGGGCGAGUUUGGCGCACUCGCCGUGGUGUACGCUCGCCGCCGCAACAACGAGCUUGGUCCUCGACAAGCGCGAAGCAUUGGCACGGCUGCACUCUCGCCCGAGGCGUUGGCCCAUGUACCGGAAGCGAUCCAAGCACUGCUGCCGCCACACGAUGCUCGCCUUCCGGAACUGAUUGCCGAUGGGUAUUUCUCGUGGCCAGCGUCAAUGGGGCCGGCACCGACGAUCACGGUGGCGGCGACCGACGUCUUUUACGAGAGCCCCGGCCGGUAUCUUGGCCAGCUGCCGCCCGACCUCGCCAUCGACCUCUUCCAUCUCACGGCACUCAUUGCCACGGUCCUUCCACCUCUGUAGCUCUAAACUUAGUGGUAAAUCCUCUCUGC